Messenger RNA from Penicillium alfredii, 1761 nucleotides. RefSeq lists its product as uncharacterized. The transcript is spliced from 3 exons. Bases 1 to 1761 code for a protein of 586 amino acids. The record is from RefSeq and is a predicted model, not a curated record. NCBI's taxonomy places the organism in Eukaryota, Fungi, Ascomycota, Eurotiomycetes, Eurotiales, Aspergillaceae.
AUGGAUGAUACUGUCUCGGGCCUGGCAGCCCAGAAGAUUAGGGAGUUGUUCGCCAUUUGUGGAGUUGAAAAUAGCGAGGAGCUUCUUAGGUCACUUACUGCGCAUGCUGUGAACCAUCUUCGCGAAGCCCAACUCAGGACUGGAAGAUGCAGCGGGACUGAAUCUGUCUCUCAGCUGAAGGGAAUGACAAUCGAGACACCUUUCACUCCGCCACAUGGCAAGCGUGGGUCUGAGCGCCUUAUGAAACAGGCUGCAACGGAGGGCAGAACGAUUUACAAUGAUACGGCUGGCACAGGAGAGCGGAAAAGGAAGAAGCGAAAAAGCGGCCAUGGCUUGAAGUUGAUGGAUCAGCAACCCGGAGCAUCUAGGAGUGAUGAAAUUGGGAUUUCUAGCGACAAUGCUCCCCAGAGAACUCCGUCGCCUCAAACACACCAAACGUCUCAGGCCAACGAAACCAACCCACAGCGUUUGCCGACACCCCAUGAUAGCUCCUUGCCAUCAUUUUUUGGUUCAGCCUACGAAAUGAAGGUCAUAACAACGAUAAUCAUGGAAUGCGUCAAAUCGAACUUCGCUAUAGCGAAGUAUGGGCAACACACCAGCACAGCUAUGAUAACAACUAAGCUGGCGAAGACACAGGAGUAUGUCGACGAGUUGUCCAAAUACAGUUAUGAUAAGGCAAUCAAGACAAUUCGAAGGGACACUGCUUUCAGCGCUGGCAAAGCAAUACAGACCAACUACAACGAAACCAUUUUUUGGCCAAUAAUCCUUAAAUGCGCCGCUCUGAUCGAUCCCGCAACACUUCCCCCCGCCAAAGGCCCGGUUGAUGGAUUCUCAAUGGCGGAGAAGGCUGCUACCAGGAAGUUUAUGGAGGAUAUCGGGCAAAGCUUGGGCUCCGAGAAUCAGCGACAAUAUCGUAUUUUCUGGAAGAAUAUAUACGAAAUGCGUGAGGCGGGUAUUCACAAAGUUCUUCUCUACCGUUCGAAAGAAUUCGACAGCUUUUGUAGAAGCUAUUCCAGAACAGCGGAAAUCUCACUAGUGAACAAAAUUUUCAAGUGGGAGAAGAAGUAUCUCCCUCAUAUCGAGCAAUUGGAAACGCGGAUCUUAUCACUGAGUGGAGGAGAUUUGAAACGACUGAGCUAUCUCAAUGACCCUCAAGUGCGAAGGCUCUUGAAGGUUCCAGAGACCUCGUGGAAUAAUGCAUCGGAUGAGUGGGCUUCCGUCGCUGAAGAGGAAACUUUCAAACAGUGCGCCGCAGAGUCACUUUUUGCCGACAAUCUAGGCAUGAGACAUAGCGAUGAACUGGUGUACGAAGGUGAGACCGAUAAGUCUGUAUUCAUCACUCUCUUGCCCGAGGAAGACGGCUUUUUGUUUGUAUCUUCUAUUAUACCUAUUUGCAAAGGUGACUUCUUAGGCAUAUUUGCUGGCGCACUCCGUUUCUCGGAGAAGUUUAGUGGAACCCAUGGCAUUCCUGGACCCACCGGGAGACUUUGGCUUGACUAUUCUCAAGUCACAGGGGUACUGAACCAGAUGGAGGUGUCUGAACCUGGUGGUAAAGCAAACGUGUGCCUUCACUGGGAUGUUUUCUGCGGCGACGUCGAGACACAGUCUGACAUUUCGUGGCGAGUCUCUGUUAAAGCCACCAAACAAACCAUGCCAUUUGAGCCUCUAAUUCGCAUGGCUGCUCAGCACGGGCAAUAUGAACUGCACUUGUCGUCUGAAAAUGCCGAAAAAGGCUUUCUCGAAAUUGCCAUCAGCCAAUGA